Messenger RNA from Prorocentrum cordatum, 256 nucleotides. The record is from the annotation of a GenBank genome assembly. Lineage: Eukaryota; Dinophyceae; Prorocentrales; Prorocentraceae.
GUUCAACGACGUGAAGACUUGGAUCGCGCACGGCAGGCUGUGCGGGAACGCAGUGAUCGGCUACCUGAAGAACAAGGGCUUCCCUGAGGUAGCCCUCCAUUUCGUGACGGACAACCAGACGCGAUUCAAUCUUGCCCUCGAAUACGGCCACAUCGAGGAGGCCAUGACCGCAGCGCAGGAGUUGGCGACGCCGGCCUGCUGGAAUCGCCUGGGCCUCGAGGCGCUCCGCCAGGGCAACGUGCAGAUCGUCGAGAAG